AUUCAAACUAACCUUCAACAAGUAGACCUUAAUAAAUAUGUAUUCGAAAUUCCCGACGCUGGAACCAUAAAUCACAUUGUAGUAUUUUUACUUGGUACAGUUCCUUUUGAGCCUGGCUACGCUGCUACUGUGCAUUUUUUAUGGCCAGGAGUCGAACAUGGCUGGAAAUUGUUGGGCAUGCUUUCCAACGAAAAGCCAAGCGCGAUUUUCCGUCUUCGUGGGUCUGUCAUUCCCGGAACGACAAAUGCCUUUACAUCAUCAAAUGCAUUCUCCUUUGGUUCAACGAAAUUGUUAAAUUAUAAUACAGACGAUAUGUCUAUGGACGUUAAUGAAUUAUCAUCUUCUAAUACUACUUCUGUAACAGCAACGUUAGGUAUUUCUAUCGAACCAAUUACCAUGGUAGAAUCCCAAAUUGCAACGCUUCCUCAGACGUCUAACCAACAACAAACGAGUAGUUUUGGUGGUAUAACCCCAGAACUUAUCACUCAAAUAACACAAAACACUCUUCGGAAUCUUUAUAAUUAUGUUACAUCAUUCGCCACAUCAUCGACUCCUUUUGGUUCGCAAAUAAUUGGAACUGGCAAUACGUUUAUAUCAGCAAAGGUGUUCCAGGAUUGGUAUGAUACUUUCACGCGCAAAGUCAAGGUUGAUCCAAACAUGGUGUUGAAAGAUGAUAGCAAUAGUAUGAGUUGA
Scutellospora calospora is the source of this 693-nucleotide messenger RNA. NCBI's taxonomy places the organism in Eukaryota, Fungi, Glomeromycota, Glomeromycetes, Diversisporales, Gigasporaceae. The record is from the annotation of a GenBank genome assembly.